Molecule: messenger RNA, 772 nt
Organism: Drosophila bipectinata
Lineage: Eukaryota; Metazoa; Arthropoda; Insecta; Diptera; Drosophilidae
Product: protein FAM136A
Cellular component (GO): cytoplasm
Source: RefSeq, a predicted model, not a curated record
UUAAUGUAAUGGUGGAACAGCAGAAGAAACGCCUCGAGAAUGCCAUUAGCGACAUGAUCGAGGACAUGUACCGCAGUCACUUGCGCCGAAUGCAGUCAAAAAUGCACAUUUGCGCUGCCCGGUGCUGUGACGACGAGCGAGGGACACUGGAGAGCGUUCAAAACUGCAUUGAGAAGUGUGCUGCUCCAUUGAUGGAUGCCCAGAAUUACCUGCAGCAUGAGCUGGGACAGUUUCAAAGUCGUCUCCAGAACUGUGUCAGGGAUUGCAAUGCCGACGCCAGGUCCAGUUUGCCAAAUAAUCCCAAUGACCGGGACAUGUCCCGAUCCCAGCAUUUGUUUGAGAACUGUACGGGCGACUGCGUGGAGAAGCACAUCAACCUGAUUCCUGGUUUGCUCAAAUCGAUCAAGCAGACCUUGGACCGAGGUCCUCCCAGGCGAUCCCGAUCCAUGGGAAUGAACGCAGACGCAUGAUCGGUACUAUUAAAAAUCCUAAAAUCCAAAUUAUAUAUACACUUUCCCCCCCUGGAUGCAAUGAAUACGCCAUUCGAGGAGUUGUCAAUGAUAAAAUUAUGUAUUGAAUAUUUUUGGUACACAACUAAAACUAAAGAUACGGCAAAAGGAAACUGGGACUGCUUAUCGGAGAGGGUUAUCAACGCCUUCAGUGGUUACGUGGCCCUCCAAUAGAUCGCCGUUUUCCGAAUUUCCAUCUCCCGGUACCGCUUAGGCCCUAGCACAUUAAAUAUCUAAUAAUAAAGAUUCUUAGCAAUAUGCAA